This is a messenger RNA of Capsicum annuum, 1398 nucleotides long. RefSeq names its product protein SAWADEE HOMEODOMAIN HOMOLOG 1. The transcript has 9 exons. Lineage: Eukaryota; Viridiplantae; Streptophyta; Magnoliopsida; Solanales; Solanaceae. Gene Ontology annotation, molecular function: chromatin binding. The coding region runs from base 168 to 965 and encodes 265 amino acids. The record is from RefSeq and is a predicted model, not a curated record.
GUCUGACAUUCCUUGUUUGAACGCGUAAAAGGAAAACCAACACACCCCUAAAAAGUAGGAAUACAAAAAUACACCGUAGUGAGCAGUAUAUUUGAGAAGGCGCCCAAAAGCCAGUGUCACUCAAUUUCAACUGCGAAAGAGCUUUUCGGCGAUGACCAUUUGAUCCUAUGGAAAAAAAAUCUUUGUUUUCACUGUCAAUGAACCUUCGUCCCAGGCAAAGUCUACCAUUCUCUGGCUUUACACAAGCUGAGAUUGAGAAAAUGGAAAACUUACUUAAACAAUCAGGAGAACAAGUUUUUGACCAAGAAUUCUGCAUGAAAUUGGCUGGGGUUUUCAGCCACUCUAAAGGUCGUGCAGGAAAACCGAUCGUGGAAUGGACUGAGGUCCAAACUUGGUUCCAGGACAGGCAGAAGAGCUGUCUCUCAAAGGAUAAUUCAGCAGAGGCCAACAGGAAGCUGCCUGAUGUGACAGAAGAAUGUGCUUUAGACGAAGAAAAUCAAAGAUUUCAUAUGCCUGAAGGUAUAAAGAUUCCAGAUCUGUCAGACUUAAAAUUUGAGGCUAGGUCUUCAGUUGACGGCGCAUGGUAUGAUGUUGAUACAUUUUUGUCACACCGGUUUCUUAGCUCAGGAGAACCUGAGGUUCUUCUGAGAUAUGUGGGAUUUGGAUCAGAGGAGGACGAGUGGAUAAAUGUAAGAAAGUCAGUCCGUGAACGAUCUGUAAGUCUUGAAAAUUCAGAAUGUAACAAAGUCCGGGUUGGGGAUCCUGUUUUGUGCUUCCAGGAAGGGAAGGACAACGCUAGAUAUAUUGAAGCUCGUAUUCUAAAAAUUCAAAAGAAAUUUCAUGACAUAAGGGGCUGCAGAUGUCUCUUUGUGAUUCAAUAUGAUCAUGAUAACUCAAAGGAAACUGUUCACUUGAGGAGAUUAUGUUUCCGGCCAAGCAUAUUAGCGCGUCUGUCACAGAUUUAGUUGAGUAUGUUCGUUGCAGCCCACAUAUUUUCCCUUUUGAAGUAGUACAGAUCUUUGACCUUCAUAUCGCCAGCAGGUUUAGAUGCAGCUUAUUUUGCUUUUGGGGCCAUAUUUAAUCUAGAUCAAUAUGCUGAAGGCAUGACUUUGCUGAAAAUCAUAUAGCUAUUAUAUCGUAUAUCUAUGAUCUGGUGUUUGAACAAUUGUAAGUGUCAAAACGUUUCGUGGAACUCUUUCAGGAGCAAUUUCUGCUCAAUGCAAGUUGCGAAAUUCGGAAGAAAUGAUUUUGAGUAUAUAGAAGUGCAUUCAUUCAAAUGUAUAUUGAGUAUUAAGCAGAUGUAAACAUUUCAGUUGAAUGGAUGAUAACGAGCAUACCAGAUACCUGUUGCACUUUUUCUUUUCCCUUACUACUAGGAGCUACUUUUUUGUUCUUCAA